Symbiodinium sp. CCMP2592 is the source of this 498-nucleotide messenger RNA. The record is from the annotation of a GenBank genome assembly. Lineage: Eukaryota; Dinophyceae; Suessiales; Symbiodiniaceae.
AUGGCUGCAACAGACGAAGCACCUCCGGCCAUCCUGACACCAGGUGGUGAGCGUGGUUUGACUGUGAACGAGAAGGUGAAACACGUGGGCAGUCCCGUGCUGGCCAACAACGCCGCUCUCAGUUGGUACACAGAGCGGGCAUACCUGGAUGAUCGCUACGCUCGGUGGACGACACACGGCAACCGAGACUUUCUACGCGCCCUAACUCGAAAAGCAACGCAAUCAAGGUACUUUGCUCGUGGCUUCCCCAAUUCCUGGAACAACUCUGAGGAUAUGUGGAGCACCUUCCAAGAGGGUUACAGCCCGCAGACCUGGAGAGGCACUACCAGCUCGGCCAUGGAGGGCUUCCAGCAGCUGGUGCCCAACCAGGUGCCAGCAUGCGUGCGGACGAACACCGACCGAAGCAGGAAGCUGCCAAGCCGAGGUGCUGACCAUCUGCAGGUCUUCAAACGUAUUGUUCAAUUGUUUCACUCACUGUUUGUGGCGCCUUCGUGCUAG